AUGUCCUUUCCCAGUAGCUCUCCUGCGGCCAACACAUUUUUAGUGGACUCUUUAAUUGGCGCGUGCAGGACGGACAGCUUUUACUCCAACAGCAACAUGUACAUGCCGUCCGGCUCAGAAAUGGGAACUUACGGAAUGCAAACCUGUGGACUCCUGCCGUCUUUUGGUAAAAGAGGGGAGGUCAACCACCAAAAUAUGGGCAUGAACGUCCACUCGUACAUACCUCAAAUAGAUAACUGGACUGAUCCGAGCAGACCUUGCCGAAUAGAGCCGCCCGGUCAGAUGUCAAACUGUACAUUUUCACAGAGCAUAAAGGAGGAGAGUAACUGCUGCAUGUACUCCGAUAAGAGAGUGCAGAAAGUCAGCUCGUCAGAGGUCCCCGCAUAUUCUAACGCCAUCCCCGAGUCGUGUCCCGUCGACGGUCCCGAGAUCCCGGUCCCGGGCUAUUUCAGACUGAGCCAAACUUAUGCCAACGGGAAGCAGCCGGAGAACUACUGCCAUGAGCCGCCGCCGAGUCCAAACCCGACCCUGAUGCAGCUGAGCCGGCUCACCCCCAAGCCGCAGUCCUCCGCGGUGCCCUCCAAUUUCGCAGAGGUGGAGAAGAAAAUCGAGGACGUCCCGCAAAACCCCGACACCACAAGGACACCGGUGCCCGCAGAGAGCCCGGAACCCAAGUCCGGCUCGGAGGAGAAGAGCUGCUCCCUGGAAGCCCCAGUGUCCAGCCCUGAGCUGCUCCAUAAGGAAGGGAAAGACUGCAAGAGUGACACGUUAACAAACAACUGGCUGACAGCGAAAAGUGGCAGAAAGAAACGGUGUCCCUACACAAAGCACCAGACCUUGGAGUUGGAGAAGGAGUUUCUGUUCAAUAUGUACCUGACCCGAGAGCGCCGCCUAGAGAUCAGCAGGAGCGUCAACCUGACCGACAGGCAGGUCAAAAUCUGGUUUCAAAACCGCAGGAUGAAACUGAAGAAAAUGAACAGGGAAAACCGUAUCCGUGAACUGACCUCAAACCUCACCUUCUCGUGAGCUCGCAUGCGCCAGAGCCUCGCAGCUGUCUCCCAACUUUUUCUCCCACCUUGAGUUUGAUGCUUCAGUGGCAUUGGACGUUCUGAUCUGAAAUUUCAACGAAACUGUGACUGUAAAUGCUGAUCCUAGUGAGUAUAGUGUGGCGUCGUGUAUUUGUUUUGUUUUUUGUUUGUUUUUUUUUCCUUUGUUUCAUCA
Molecule: messenger RNA, 1221 nt
Organism: Salarias fasciatus (jewelled blenny)
Lineage: Eukaryota; Metazoa; Chordata; Actinopteri; Blenniiformes; Blenniidae
Gene: hoxd10a
Product: homeobox D10a
Exons: 2
Coding region: 1-1026 (341 amino acids)
Biological process (GO): regulation of transcription by RNA polymerase II
Cellular component (GO): nucleus
Molecular function (GO): DNA-binding transcription factor activity, RNA polymerase II-specific; RNA polymerase II cis-regulatory region sequence-specific DNA binding
Source: RefSeq, a predicted model, not a curated record